Messenger RNA from Trichoplax adhaerens, 1206 nucleotides. RefSeq lists its product as uncharacterized. Gene Ontology annotation, molecular function: nucleic acid binding. Bases 1 to 1206 code for a protein of 401 amino acids. The transcript is spliced from 10 exons. The record is from RefSeq and is a predicted model, not a curated record. Lineage: Eukaryota; Metazoa; Placozoa; Uniplacotomia; Trichoplacea; Trichoplacidae.
AUGGAGGCAGAUGGUAAAUUUUUACGUUUCAGCGAAGUUCGCGAAAUACAGGAUAUAAGCAUUGCUUUGAUAGAGGUGCAUAAUAUUGAUGCUUAUGACGACAAUACGCCAGCUAUUCAACGAUCAAGUAUGGAGACUCCAAUUGCUAAUAGCAACGUCGGAUUUAAAUUAUUGCAGAAAAUGGGUUGGAGUUCUGGCGAUGGCUUAGGAAGGAAUAAGCAAGGUCGUACGGAUCCUAUUCCUAUUGUCAUCAAGGAAGAUAUUUGUGGAAUCGGCAGAAUUGAAAUGGAAAUGGAACAAGUGCAAGAAAUUACAGAAAAGAGAAAGCCAUUAGAAAUUGAAAAAGAGAGCACUCCUGAAUUAAUGAUGAAGUAUCAGGACAAUUUACAAAAGGAAAUUGAUAGAGAAAAGUCACUAUCAAGCUUAAAAAGUUCAUUUUAUUGCGAAUUAUGCGACAAGCAAUAUUUUAAAUAUCAUGAAUACGAUAAUCACAUCAAUUCCUAUGAUCAUGCACACAAACAAAGGCUGAAAGACCUAUCUCAGCGUGAAUUCGGACGCAAUCAAGACAUAAAAAGGCGACGGGAACAGAAACAAAUGGAAAAGGAAUUAAAACGAAUUCAUUCCAUAGCUAAUAAAAAAGCUGGCGUGGAUACUGAAAGCUCGGAUACUAUCUUGUCUGAAUCGUGCUUUAAAGGUAGCACGAGUGUCAGCAGAGAUCCCGUCAAGGCUGGAUUUGCAUCUUCAUUUGCUCAAAGCCGCGAUAACAGUUCUAAAUCCUCUUCAGUAGGAGGUUUUAAACCCGUUGAAGGUCUUUCGACAGCGACGACUUCAAAUCUAACGAAGGAAAAGAUUAUUGAUAAUACCCCAACGAGUAAUAUACUUGUAAAACCUAACAGUAGCAGCACUAUUAAGAAUAAGCCAUUUUCAUUUUCGUUUAAAUCCGGUAAUAAGGGCAGUGAUAUAGUAAAGGCUGGUAAUAAAAGUGGGGGAGAAAACCGAAAGGAAUCAAUCAACGCCUGUGAUAAUAGUCUUUCAUCUGUUCAACCACCAUUGCCACUUUGUGAUGACGGCGAUAAAAAUCCGGACUCUAAUUCCUCAAAGAUAUCAAUUUUACAUAGCGUUGAUGAUCGUCCCCCUCCUCCUUCGCCACCACCUCAGUCUACAAGAUCGGUAAUUAAAUUUUCUUUUGGAAGUAGGAAAAAGUAG